Messenger RNA from Gallus gallus (chicken), 4021 nucleotides. It is a transcript of the gene TPX2, whose product is annotated as TPX2, microtubule nucleation factor. NCBI's taxonomy places the organism in Eukaryota, Metazoa, Chordata, Aves, Galliformes, Phasianidae. Gene Ontology annotation, biological process: activation of protein kinase activity; regulation of mitotic spindle organization. The transcript has 17 exons. Gene Ontology annotation, cellular component: microtubule; spindle. Bases 182 to 2422 code for a protein of 746 amino acids. The record is from RefSeq and is a predicted model, not a curated record.
GGCGGCGGGCAGAGGCCCCGCGCUCGGCGGCUGCGGCGCUGAGGUGAGUGGGAGCGGAGGGCUUCCGGGGAUAAGCGGCCUCCGGGGGCUGUCCGCAGCCUCUCCUCACGUUCUCCCCGCUUCCUGAGCGCUUCUCGGGUUGUAACAGUGCAGGUGGAGGACUCCCAAGGACAGUGUGAAGAUGUCUCGCUAUUCCUUCGAUGUCCCAAACCCCUGCAUCAACUUUGCAACUUUAAGCGAUGAUGAUGUACACAAUGCAGACUCCUGGUUUGAUCAACAAGCCAACCUGGAGAAUAUCCCUCCUGCAGAAAAUCUGGCAAAGGUCUUGCAGAACAGUCCUGCUUUUUCAAAGCCUGCUCUCGUUCUUUCUUCUGUCACAUCACAAGGAAUGACAAAGAGCGAAAACUGUGAAGAGGAUGAAGCAGAAGUAUCAGAGACCGAUGUGGUUCCUCAGAAUACUGUUGGAUCCCUGACAAGCUGGAGGGCUACUGCUCCUGCUGAGGCCCCUCAAAGAGCGGGUAGAAGGCCAGCUACAAAGCAAAGAAAAACACAGCAACGCAAACAGCCUGCUCGAGUCAGAGUGGAGAAAAAUGAUACUACAUUGGCUAACAAGGAAGAGGCUCCACCCCUGAAAAAAAUGAAAAUUUCUAGCAGCAAGGAGAAGCUGACAGAUGUAUCCCCAAAGAAAGAGCUUUUGCAUCAUCCUGACCUGUCCCCAGCAAGAGGGAAAAACAAACUGACCGUGCCCUCCACACCAACAAUGCUAAAGAGGACCAAUAUGGCUGGCAAGCUGAAGAGUACAGAGGAGCAGGAGUUGGAGAAGAUGCAGCAGCUGCAGCGGGAGGUCAUGGAGCUGCGAAAGAGGAAUGAGGAGUCCCUGAAGGCAGCUAUUGCUGGAACAGGACAACCUAUGAAGAGAGCUGUUGGUCAAGUAACGAAGCCAGUUGACUUCCAUUUCUGCACAGAGAAUAGAAUUAAACAACAUGUGGAAAGCCAGCCUGAGAAGGAGUACAAGGAAGUGGAUUUUGCAGCAGCACUGAGGAAGCAUCCUCCUUCUCCAAUGCGAAUGCCAAAGGGACCCACCGUCCCCAAACCUUUCAAUCUGUCCACGGGAAGCAAAAGAAAACUCGAAGAUACCUCAUCAGAGUAUGUGUCCCUUGCUCAGCAGGUUGAAGCAUUCCAGAAACGCACACCCUCUCGUUACCAUUUGAGAAGCAGGAAAUCUGAUGAAGGCCCAGCUCCAGCAAAGCCAGUGAAAGCUCGACUUACCAACCCUAAAACACCAGUGCUUCAAACAAAGCACCGCUUCAGACCUGUUGCCUGCAAGAGUGCAGCAGAAUUAGAAGCAGAGGAAAUUGAGAAAAUUCAACAGUACAAAUUCAAAGCACGAGAGCUUGAUCACAAAAUUCUGGAGGGUGGGCCAAUCCUGCCCAAGAAACCACCUGUGAAGGAACUCACACAGCCAAUUGGCUUUGAGUUGGAAAUAGAGAAGAGGAUUCAGGACCGUGAGAAUAAGAAACAGCAGCAAGAAGAGCACUUCAAAUUCCAUUCCAGGCCGUGUCCAACUAAAAUCCUGGAGGAUGUUGUGGGUGUUCCAGAGAAGAAGGUGCUUCCUGUUACUGUACCCAAGUCUCCAGUCUUUGCCUCAAAAAGCAGAACCCGAAUGACUAGCAGAGAUGAAGAAAAGGAAAAGGAGGUUGUCCCUGUGAUCAAAGCUCACCCUAUGCCACACUACGGAGUGCCUUUCAAACCUAAAAUGCCAGAACAGAGGCAUGUGGAAGUUUGCCCCUUCUCUUUUGAUUCCCGUGACAGAGAGCGGCUAAUACAGAAAGAGAAAAAAAUAGAAGAAUUGCAGAAGGAAGAGGUGCCAAAGUUUAAGGCGCUACCUCUGCCUUAUUUUGACCACGUGAAGCUACCAGAAAAGAAGGUCAAAACCCCAACUCAGCCUGAGCCAUUCAAUCUACAGAUUGAUGAACGGGGAGCUGCCAAGCAACAGAGCUGGAAACAGCAGCUUAAAGAAGACUUGAAAAAGCAGAAGGAGGCAGCGUGCUUUAAAGCUCGUCCCAAUGUAGUGGUGUACCAGGAACCUUUUGUGCCUAAAAAGGAAAAUAAGAUGUUAUCAGAGAGCCUUUCUGGUUCUGUAGUUCCUGAAAACUUUGAGCUGGCAACAGAAAAAAGAGCUAAAGAGCGACAGGAGUUUGAAAAACGAUUGGCAAACCUAGAAGCCAGAAGAGAGAAGCUUCAAGAACAGGUCAGACAGCAGGAGGAGGAGCGUGAAAAGGAAGAAAUUGCUAAGCUAAGACAAGAACUGGUUCACAAGGCAAACCCAAUACGCAGAUACCGCAGCGUAGAAGUGAAACCCAGUGACCAGCCACUGACUAUGCCGAAAUCUCCAAACUUCUCAGACAGAUUCCGAUGCUAACAUGCAUCUGUGUGAUAGGAGGAGGAGAGCACAUCCUGCUCUGCACCCUUGACAUGCAGAGAAGGAGCAGUUGUUUGUAUGUGGUUCCCCUCAGUCUCAACACCUAUACUUGGCUCCAUUAUCGUUUGUUGAGAAGUUUAACUCUGUUUGAGGCAGAUGGCAGAGGCACAGCGUACUGAGAGCCAUACAGUCUCCGUGGCCUCAUUUUUACGUCUAGACACCUUAGUCUCCAAAGACUAAACCAGGUUUUUAUAUUGCAUACAAACAUUGUGUACUUAAACUAAAUAAAAAAUAGUAAUCUGACUGCUGUCUCUUGCUAGCAGGCUCAGUCUCAUUCCUGCAAGAGAGCUUUUCUUAAAGGACACUCUGAACCUGCGGGGAUGUGCACAUCUGGAAGAGCUGCCAUGUCUUUAUACACCUAAGUAUUGAUUUCACUUUGCUGUCUCUUAGGCUUUUACAAUAUAUUAGGUUUGAGUCAUGUUGAAUAAUACAAGACUUCCACAAGCCAGCGUAUUGUAGGUCUGUCUUGAUGCGUAGAUGAAUGCUGAUAUUUGUCUUGUCUUGCUUUAAGGUAGUUCUGUGUGUGUUAGAGCAUUAAACCUUCUGCUGUUUUAUAGCUGGAGUCAUUCUAUUUGGGGAACCAGUUAACUGGCAAAGGACUCUUGCUGUUUUGCUGCCUCCCUGGCUUUUGCCAGCACAGCUAUGUUGGCUAAAGAUGCAUUGUCUCCUGGCCAGUGUAGCACAGCCAGCAAAACUAAAUAUAGACCAAAUGGUCUAAGGUGCUAGAGGACAAAAAUUCCAGCACUGUAAAGAGAUGAUCAAAUCCAGAUUGAAGUUUACUGAGAAUAAUCUCUUAACAUCAUGAUAGACUUUCAAGGCAUGUAAGACUGCAGGCUUUUCCUUUCUCUUGAGAGAUGAUAGGGGCAGGAAGUCAUAUGAGAGCUAAACUGAAAGCUGAACGUUCAGUGUACCUGGAGGUUCUUGUUUGGAUGUGGGUGUGUGUUCUCUUAAGUACUGUGCAGUUAGAAAGUGACUGAGGGACUCGAAGAGGGUUUUUUGUGUGGGUGAAUGACACUGCCAUGUGGUCUGUAGAAUGACAGGAGCAAAGGUACUCUUAAGUGUACUCUUCAUCAAAUCUUCCUGGAAAUGCUCAGGCCUGCAUGGAUCUACCUGACAAAGGUGUGCAGACUCUUCUCAUUGUGCCAUAAGCUUACUGCUAUCGCAGUGGAGCUGUUCCAUCUGAGCUGCCAGACAGAGAAAUUGGGACUUCGAAUGUGCCACCAAGAAACUUCUCCAGCCUCCAGUGCCAGUUCCUGUGAAGCAGGCAGCAUGUGGGCUGCCGGAGCUGUAAAUAUUCAUGGCAAGGCAGAGGGAAACCUGAAUGCUGAUGAGCUGUGGAAGAAUGUGAAGGCGAGCAGGAUAACGAGGCUGCUGAGCUGCAGCAGACAUCAAUCCCUGAAUGAUGGAGCAACUGCGUUUCCGUGACGGCCUUACAUGGCUUCUGCUUCGGACUUGAGAAAGGGUUCGUAUGCCCAACAGCUUGUCAGUUUUUUCCAACUAUAUCACUGGGGCUAAUAAAAGAUAUUACCUCUUCCUGCA